Molecule: messenger RNA, 2951 nt
Organism: Myzus persicae (green peach aphid)
Lineage: Eukaryota; Metazoa; Arthropoda; Insecta; Hemiptera; Aphididae
Gene: Pex6
Product: peroxisomal biogenesis factor 6
Exons: 11
Coding region: 467-2899 (810 amino acids)
Biological process (GO): protein import into peroxisome matrix
Cellular component (GO): peroxisomal membrane; cytosol
Molecular function (GO): ATP hydrolysis activity; ATP binding
Source: RefSeq, a predicted model, not a curated record
AAAAUAAAUAUUAUCAUCGGUCGUGACUCGUGUCUCGUGCAGUUGCUGCACGAAUUAAGAUAUAAAUCUUUGUCGGUGGGUUGCGGAAACGUUUACCGGCAUCUCUUAAUUUUUAAUUCGUGGUGCUUUAAUCUUUUUACUAUGCUGGUAUUGUUUGAUGUUUGAAGGAAUUUUUCGAAUGAAGUAAUUUUAAUAGUUCGUGAUUUUUCGGUAUUCAUUGUUGUCGGUAAUUUUUUUUUUUCGUUUGAUUAGUUUUAACGUGUUAAGGUGUAUGAGUUUUAAGUGUGUAAGAAACUAAUCAUAUUUUGUAUUUGCUUAGUUUUCUUUAGUCACACCGGGACGGCCGUAUUAUUGUAAUAGCUUAUAAUAAGCAAACGCCGCGAGUCAUACAAAAUAUUUUCGUCUGACGCAAUCCGCUGAUAUAAGUUUCAUUCUUUAGAUAACCCGUACAAUUGUAACCCUAAAAAUGGCGAUUCAGAGGAAAUAUCUUCUCCAAUAUAUUUCAUUCGUAAAUUAUGUAUUGAAAUCGUGUUUUAACAGAACCAAAUCUCUAGUCAUACGGUCAACAAUGCUUCGUGAUCUUAGAGUCAACAUCCUUUUUGGAACUGAAAUAAAAUUUAAAUGUGUUCCUGACAAUAUAUUGGAAAAACUUGUAACACAAUACUAUGACAAUAUAACAAUUCUAAAACACAAUUUAGAAAUUCACAAUUGUAUAUUCGUCAGCCAGGAAACAUUAAACAAAUUAAAAUUGAACAACAUGCAAUGGGUGCUAGUCAAUGUUAAAACUACAGUUUCCUGUAGUCUACCUUUGUCCCACUACAACAGAAUAAUAGUGUUGAACUCUUAUACAGAAUCUGAUUGCAUUCUAACUUCGACAAAUUUAUUUAAUCUAUGUAAUUGCAAUCAUACAUGUCAAGUUUGUCUGCUGAGAAUAAUCAAACCAUUAAGAGACUUUGAGCCAAAAAUAACACCAAAAGUAUCAAUAUCUGUGAUGAAACCUUUGGCAUUUAAUGCAGAAACACAAAAACUACUGGAUAAAAUACUUUACAAUUAUUUUUCUUUACCAAAAUGUGUAUCAAUAGGAGAUAUAUUAAAACUGGAUUUAAAAAAGACUUACCCAGAAACAGAAUAUUUAGUAGAGCCUACUAGUAUUACAAUUUACUACAUUAAAAUUGUUGAAGUAGAAGAAAGAAGUGUGCAAGUAAAUUUAUACAACUGUAAAAAUAAAUUUUAUAUAUCUAAUUUACAUACUAAAUUAAAUGAAGUUCAAUAUUCAACCAACACAUAUUUACCUAUGGAAAAAGAAUUUGCAAUAAAUAAUUUAAAAAAUUUAAGCAUAAAUAAUUUCAAUGAUUUUAUUUUGAACAUAUUUCCGGGUGGAAUGAAUGAUGAAGGAGAACUAAUUGUGUCAAUGAUAAAACCAUUUAUUCAACAGAUUCGUUCAGAUUUUCAUUCUUUAAAACCAAUUUUCUUGGUUUAUGGAGUUAAUGGAUGUGGCAAAGAAUUAUUAAUUGAAUCAGUGUCAAAAUACCUUGGAAUACAAUACAUAUCUCAAUGUUGUUUUAACUGGCCUACAAAUAAUAUUGCCCAAUUUAAAAAAAAAAUAGAAUACUUUUUUGAUGAAAUUAGAAAAAUGACACCAUGUAUAUUACACUUAGAAAAUAUUGAAGCUUUAUGUUUAUCUUCUACUAAAGAUUUAGAACAAGAAAUUUUGGAUUUAUUUAUCAGACAAAUAAAUGUCAAAACCAAUAAUCCUAUAAUAAUUAUUGCUACUGCUAACUCCAAAGAGGAACUAAGUCCUGUUUUCUUAAGACUAUUUUUGCAAAGUCUGCAAGUCGGAAAUUUAAGCAAAAUAGAUCGAGAACAAUUAUUGAAAUGGAUAUUGAAAAGAGAUUCUGUAGUAUUAGAUAACAAAAUGAUUAAAAAAAUUGUAGAUCAUACUUCUGGUUUCAAUUAUACAAAUUAUAUGACACUGCUGCUAUUAUCUGUAAAGAAUCAUAUGUCUGUACAUAAUAUUAAAUCUACUGAUGUCAUACUGGAUGAAGCUGAUAUAAUGACUUCAAUAGAAAAAAUAAAUUUAAUGUUUACUAAAUCAAUUGGAGCACCAUCAGUACAAGUUGUAAAAUGGGAUGAUGUUGGUGGCUUAAUGAAUGUGAAAGAAGAAAUUAUGUCUGCAUUGAAACCUUCAACAUUUAAUAUGAGGAGAUCAGGAAUAUUAUUAUAUGGUCCACCUGGAACUGGAAAAACAUUAUUAGCAAAAGCCGUGGCAACUGAAUGUAAAUACAACUUUUUAUCAAUUAAAGGUCCUGAAUUACUCAAUAUGUAUAUUGGACAAAGUGAAGCUAAUGUACGAGAAGUGUUUAACAAGGCUCGUUCAGCUAUACCGUGUAUUUUGUUUUUUGAUGAACUUGAUUCUUUGGCUCCAAAACGAGGUCAAAAUGGAGAUUCUGGAGGUGUUGGAGAUAGAGUUGUAUCACAAUUGCUAACCGAAAUGGAUGGAAUGACAUCAGAAAAUCAGCAAAUAUUUGUAUUGGGUGCUACAAAUCGACCAGAUCUCAUUGAUUCUGCACUUUUACGCCCAGGAAGACUUGAUAAAAGUGUUUAUGUUGGUGGUUGUAAUGAUAAAGAAUCAAAACUUCAUGUCUUAAGAGCAUUGACUAAAAAAUUUAACUUGCAUUCAAAUUUUCAUCUAGAAGACUUAAUAGACCACUUGCCAGAUCAAGUAACGGGAGCUGAAUUGUAUGGAAUGUGUCAUAAUGCAUGGUUAAAUUGUGCUAGAAGAGUUAUCCAACAACGACUAACACAUAUUAAUGGCGAACAAUGUAUAACUGAUGACAAUUUAAUGGUAACUGAAGAAGAUUUUAUGAAAGCUAUGAGUGAAAGUUUUAUUAUAAAGUAACAGCUUUACAUACUAAAUAUCAUAAAGAUAAAAUAAACAAGACUGAUAUUAU